Dinoponera quadriceps is the source of this 3351-nucleotide messenger RNA. Its product is annotated as CLK4-associating serine/arginine rich protein-like. The record is from RefSeq and is a predicted model, not a curated record. The transcript is spliced from 14 exons. The coding region runs from base 621 to 2849 and encodes 742 amino acids. Lineage: Eukaryota; Metazoa; Arthropoda; Insecta; Hymenoptera; Formicidae.
AGAACUCUGUCAUGAUAAUAAAAAUAUUUAUUUUUCUUAUUAAUUACUCAGUUCCUUGAAUAAAUUUGUUUACAUUUUGUCGCUACGCUAGCGCAUGGACACUUCUCCCACUCUUUCCUAUCAGCCAAUAACCGUCCAUCUUCUAUCCUUCAGUGUCGGGUUCACUUAUAGGAAAACUGCUGCGUUAGGUGCGUUUCACUUAACGCUCGCAACGAUCGCGAGUAUCAUUCUAUCCUUCUUUCGUUCGGAUGUUAAACAAAAACAGAACGGUGCUUGCAAUCGUUAAGUAGAACCUGCCCCUUAUAGAAAUAUUACAUAUAUGACACCACGAACACAACUAAGGUGAUAUAUAUAACACACAUGAUAUAUACAACACGAAAGUUGCUCACCUAAUGGCAGCACCAAUCAAAGAAGAGAACACGAUCCGCCUCACUCUCUCUAGCUUCUCUCUGCGUGUCCAAUCUCUGAUUGUAGGGUCUCUAGUUUCCUAUGAAAUAACAUGUCCGCCUCGCGGGAGAAGAAAGCGUGUCAAUUAUUAGUACUUCAAUUUUUUAGCAAUUACAGUUGGACGUAUGGCACUCUUGUUGAGUUAGCCGCGCGAAAUUAAUUUGCAAUAGAAGAUGAGUUUCUCCGUGAAGAAGACCGGUGGCAGAAUGUGGCACGAGGCACGCAAGCAGGAAAAGAAGAUACGCGGAAUGCUGGUCGAUUAUCGUCGUCGAGCGGAACGUAGACGAGAUUACUACGAGAAAAUCAAGUCAGAUCCUACGCAAUUUCUUCAACUACAUGGCAGACCUUGCAAGAUUCACUUGGAUCCAGCGAUAGCUGCUGCAGGUGCCAGCCCUGCCAAUAUAAUGCCUUGGCAAGGCAACGAAGACAAUCUCAUAGAUCGCUUUGAUGUAAGAGCACAUCUUGAUUGGAUACCAGAGGCACCAGACACGAUCGAUGUUGAUAUUGCUCUGACAAGUGAAGAUAGACAUAUCAAUUAUGAACGCUACCGUAUUAUCGUUCAAAAUGAAUUUUUAGGUGUGGCUGAAGAAAAGUUUCUCCAUCAAAUAUAUUUGGAGGAGCAGUUUGGUUCAUCCACAAAAUUGGAUGCCAAAGAUAAGAAAAAGUCUGCCAAUAGUGCUGCCAUUGGAUACAAUUACGAGACAGAAGAACCGAUACCUGAGCCAGUAAAACCGAUAGACCCUGUUAUAUCGGAAGAUAAGGCAGAUGACGAAGAUAGCGAUAUAGAUUUAGACAUAUGUGUGGAUGUAUCUCAAAUAGAACCAUCUCAGGCGCAUGAGAUGAAUUUGGUAGCUCAAAAAUAUGGACUCCUAGGUGCUGAUUAUUUUAGCUUUCUAACGCAAGAUUUCGAAGAAGCUGAAACUCUGCGGCAAGCCCGAAAGCAAGAGGAGGAGAAAGCCAUGUAUUCGGGUCGACGAUCGCGUAGGGAGCGACGAGCAUUCAGAGAAAAAAAGAUGAUAGGUCGCGUGAUGAGUCCACCUAGUUACGCGGCGAGGGAGAGUCCGGAGUACAAUCCCUACAGAAAGUCUUCUUCCAAGUCGCGAUCGCGUUCCGCAUCGCCUGUAAAUACCGGACAGAUUACUUACAUCACGAGUUUCGGCGGGGAGGAGGAAACUCACGGCAGUACCUCGCACGUCACAUCGUCGUACUCAAAAAAGGUCAAUUAUUCGUACCUCAGACGGCGGCGAUCAGAGAGUCCCACUUUCAGUGAAAGAACAGUCAGUAGGAAACUGUCGAAGUCUAGGUCGAGAAGUUGUUCACGCUCUGUUAGUAGGACUAAAUCGUAUAAAGCACGCGAUAGAAAGCGAAGUGGAUCCAGGAUAAGAUCCAGAAGGGCUCGCUCGAGACCUCGAAAGUUCACCAGAUCCAGGACAAGAAGCCGGUCCAGGCGAUCACGAAGUAAAUCACGAUCGCGCUGCAGGAGCAUCAGCCGAUCUCGAUCCAGGUCUACUGUUUCCCGAUCUAGGUCUCGUUCGCGUUUGAAGAGAUCUAGGAGCGUGUCUUCGAGCAGCGUAUCGAAAUCGAGAUCUAGAUCACGCAAUAGGAGCCAUUCGAGAGAUAGCUAUCGGAAAAGACGUUACUCGCCGUCUAAGUCAAGAUCCAAGUCACGAUCGAGAUCGAAAUCUCCGACGAGAUCUAGAAGUCGGUCAAGAAGUCAGUCGAGCUGUAAACGAUCGCGGAGUGAUGACAAUAAGACACCAGCACUGCCAAGGUACUAUGGCCGACGUGGGAAGUCGUCGAGUCUUGAAUUAGAACUGUCCGAUAACGAAGAGAAAGCCAGUCCAGCAGCGCCGAAGCCGCCGAUAAUUAACACAAGCACGAACAAGCCAAAAGCAGGGUUAAGUACAAAUUCUGGUGGCGGACACAAAUCACUGAAAAUCACACCUCAGGAGCGGCUUAAGAAAAAAAUGCAGGCUCUAUUGAAUAGACAAUAUAAAGCUGACAAGAAGGCCGAGCAACUAAGAAUUGAGAAAAUGGAGCAGCAGAGGCAAGACCGGGAAGACGAGAUUCGAGAGAUGUCCCUAAAACUCCGUAGAAAGCAAAGAGAGCGAAGGCAUCGCUACGAAGGCCACAGUUCCGAUACACGUUCUUCCGCGUCUCGCACGUCAAGCCCUAGCCGUAGUCCCCGACAUCAUGUCGUGCGUCGCGAGAGAAGAGAUCGAGACAUAGAUGGCGAUCGUGAUAGAGAAAGAGAAAGAGACAGGGAAAGAGACAGAGAUUAUCGACGCGAUGAUCGCGAUCGUGAUCGUGAUCGCAAUAGAAACGAUUCACGUAGAAGGCAUAGGGAUUCACCACCUCGUUCACUGAGCCCCAGGAGCAGUCGAGGCCUAGUCGACUAUUGACUUCAGGAUACACGUUUCAUCUUCCAUCCGGAUGUUAAAGGACAGAGAUGAGUUAAAAUAUGUUUCAAAUACUUCCCGUUCAACCGUAUUCUUUCCUCAAAAAAUCGCUGUAACUAACGUUUCAAAGGAAUCGUGUGCUACGGGGAAAUUGUAUGAAACUACCGGUAUCAUCCUCCUAAGAAGCGUCGUGAAAUAGCAUCACUUAUAUAAAUCUGCUAAUAUAUAUAUAUAUAUAUCAGAUAUGUGGAAGUAUUUGUAUAUCCAUAUUUCUACUUGGCGCGAUUGUUACACGCGAUGAGCAUGCGCAAACCAGCGUGCAACACUAUCGCGAGGAUUGUAUUUGUAAGUUUUACUUCAAAAAGAGAGGAAUUAUCUUCGGAAGAUACGUUACUAUUGUACUUUAGAGUUGAGCGCACUUCGCUAUUUAUUAGAUACCAAUUAUUGUUAGAUAAUUGUUCAAUAAAGGCGUUUAUUGCGCAACGGGUAAAUGUCGUAAAUAAUA